Messenger RNA from Syngnathus acus (greater pipefish), 869 nucleotides. It is a transcript of the gene gcshb, whose product is annotated as glycine cleavage system protein H (aminomethyl carrier), b. Gene Ontology annotation, biological process: glycine decarboxylation via glycine cleavage system; protein lipoylation. The record is from RefSeq and is a predicted model, not a curated record. The coding region runs from base 47 to 559 and encodes 170 amino acids. NCBI's taxonomy places the organism in Eukaryota, Metazoa, Chordata, Actinopteri, Syngnathiformes, Syngnathidae. The transcript is spliced from 5 exons. Gene Ontology annotation, cellular component: cytoplasm; glycine cleavage complex; mitochondrion.
CAAGUGUAUGUGCGCGGGCACCUAAGCGCACGCAUACGGAGUGAAGAUGGCGAUGAGAGCAGUGCUGCGGUGCUUCUCUGCAAACUUGCCCUUCGGAGUUCCCCAGCUGUCGCCCGCUGCGGCUCUGCCGGCGACCCGGCUGCUGUGGGCGGCGAGGACACUGAGCACCACGGCUGCCCGCGCCGAAGCUUUAAAGUUCACAGAUAAGCAUGAGUGGGUGCGAGUAGAAGGUGACAUUGGCACCGUCGGUAUCAGCAAUUACGCUCAGGAAGCUUUAGGCGAUGUGGUAUACUGUGGACUUCCCGAAGUGGGCCAAAGCCUUGAACAAAUGGAGGAGUUUGGUGCCUUGGAAAGCGUGAAGGCUGCCAGCGAGCUUUACUCACCGUUGACGGGCGAAGUGAAGGAAAUCAACACCCAGCUGACCGACAAUCCCGGACUGGUGAAUAAAGCCUGCUAUACAGACGGUUGGCUCAUCAAGAUGACCAUCGACAGGCCGGCUGAGCUGCAAGGCCUCAUGGAUCAAGCUGCGUAUGAUAAUUUUAUCAAAUCACUGGAAUAAUAAAUCAUUCAACUUGGCUUACUUUUGUACUUCAGUAACCUCUGGCAACAGCCCUCAUCUUCUGUGCUAUUUAUUGUCCAACUGAAUUAGUGCAUCGGAAUCAUUUUUGUGUGUAAAUAGCUUCUGUUUUGAAGAUACAGAUUCAUUGAGUUGGUAAAACCACAUAAGGGCUCUUAGGAAUGUUGGGUCUAGUUUCUGGUGCUCUUGAUUUGAAAUGUGCACAAAUGAGAUGGAAAACUGGACAGUGGUUAUAAGUGCCAUCGCCUUCAUGAAAUAAAACUUUUCAUUCUCCUUUGAGAAGAAACACGUA